AUGGGUUCGAAAGUUGAGACUGUCCUGCAGUCUCUGACGCUGGAAGAGAAGAUAUCGCUUCUUGCUGGGAAGGACUUUUGGGAAACCGUGCCUGUACCUGAUAAGGGCGUUCCCGCUAUCAAGACUAGCGAUGGACCGAACGGUGCACGUGGCGAAGUGUUCACAGGAGGAACACGAGCUGCAUGUUUCCCUGCUGCAGUAUGUUCAGCCGCGACGUGGAACCCCGAAAAUGCAAAGCACAUAGGCCAUGCGUUGGCUGAAGAGACCAAGACGAAGAGUGCGCGAGUGCUACAUCCCCUCGGUGGCCGCAAUUUUGAAUCCUUCUCUGAAGACCCGUAUCUUGCUGGCAAGAUGGCCGCCAAUGUCGUCAGCGGGCUACAAGAGAACGGCAUCGCAGCGACCAUCAAGCACUUUGUAGCCAACGAGCAGGAGACUGAUCGCCUGAAGGUCAACGAGAUUGUGUCUGAGCGUGCGUUGAGAGAAAUCUACAUGAAGCCUUUCGAAAUCACCAUCAAGGAAGCGAAUCCCCUUGCUGUUAUGACAUCUUACAAUAAGGUCAACGGAACACAUGCAGAUUCAAACGAGUUCCUACUCAAGCAGGUCUUGCGUGGUGAAUGGGGGUGGGAAGGACUUGUCAUGAGCGACUGGGGUGGUACCAAUUCCACGGCCGACUCUCUGAACGCUGGAUUGGAUCUAGAAAUGCCGGGCCCGACGAGGUGGCGCAGUACCGAUGCUGUCCUUGAGGCUGUCAAGAAGGGCCAGGUCACCGAAGUCACCAUCACUGAGCGAGCGAGAAACGUCCUGAAUCUUAUCGAGAAGGUUGGCGCGUUCGAGAACCCGGAGAUUCCGCCUGAGCAGUCUAUCGUCGACCCGAAGCAUAGCAAACUCAUCCGGGAUGUUGCUGGACAGGGCAUUACUCUACUAAAGAAUGACGGCGUUCUGCCACUCAGGAAGGAUGAGGUCAAGGGCAAGACGAUCGGGCUGUUUGGACUGGCUAAAGAGGCUCUUAUUCAUGGUGGCGGAAGUGCUUCGUUGAACGCCCACUACCGCAUUACGCCCGAAGAAGGCCUCAAAGCCGCCUACGGAAACGACGUGGAGUUCAAGUUCGCCAAGGGAGCCGCCACGUAUCGACUCAUCCCUCCCCUAUCGAAAGGCUGCAAAGAUCUUGAGGGGAAUGACGGUUGGAAAAUGGAGCUCUUUAAUCAGGGCAACACCAGUAAACCGAUCAAGACAAAGCACGGCUAUAAAGAAGCGGCAUUUUCUCCACUGCUCGAACAGAGUGCCAAGGACAGCGAAGUCAGGUUUACCACCGUGUUCACUCCCGGCGAAUCUGGAUCUCACUAUCUCGGCUGCUCAGGCAUCGGCCCUACAGUCGUCCACGUAAACGGCGAGCUCGUCUACGAGCAAAAGCACAACUCACCAGAUGCCAUGGGCUUCCUCUUCGGCGGCAACCCCGAAAAAGAGUUCCGCGUCCCAUUCACCGCAGGCAAGCCCUGCGAAAUCCAGGUCCACUCCAAGCCGCCCGCCGGCGACUCAAAAGGAGACAUUCUCGCCGGUCUCCCCGGAUUUAGACUAGGCUUCAUGUACGCCUCCGAGCACGAUCUCGACAUGGCCGCCGAAGCCAAAGCCCUCGCAGAAGAAUGCGACAUAGCCAUCGUCUUCACAGGCCACACGCCCGUCUGGGAAACCGAAGGCCAAGACCAAGUCAGCUUCCACCUGCCCCGCGAAGGCUCCCAAGAUAAGCUCGUCGAAACAGUCGCAUCCGUGAACUCGCAAACCAUCGUCGUAAACUCGACCGGUGUAGCCGUCGCCCUGCCCUGGCUCGACAACGUCUCCGCACUCAUCCAAGCCUGGUUCCCGGGUCAAGCAGCCGGAAACGCCAUCGCUGAUAUCAUAUCUGGUGCCGUGAACCCUUCUGGCCAUUUACCCAUUUCAUGGCCUAAACGCAUCGAAGACGCGCCUGCGCAUGGCCAUUUCCCUGGUACGCGCGACGAAUCGGGGCAGCUUACUGUCAAGUAUGAAGAAGGUGUUUUUGUGGGCUACAGACACUACGAUCGUAUUCCUGCGGAUAAGAUUCAUUUCCCCUUUGGUUUCGGGUUGUCGUACACGACGUUCUUUUUUACCGAGGCGAGCGUGGAGCAGUCGUCGCCUGGACGCUUUUCUACGAGCGUCGUGGUCAAUAACACGGGAAGUGUUGCUGGGGCUACGGUGGUGCAGUUGUAUGUGGGUAGGAAGGAGAUGGCCGCAGAGCAUCCCGUGAAGACUCUUGUCGCUUUUCAGAAAGUGGCUCUUGAUGCUGGUGCGCAGGAGACUGUGCGGUUGGAGGUCAAGAAUAAGGACUUUGCUUACUUUGAUGAGGGGAGGGGGAAGUGGGCGGUGGAUCGGGGGCAGUAUGAGUUUUUGUUUGGACACAGCGCCGGGGAGAUUGAGGGCGUUGUGACGGUGGAUGUUGAGGGCGUGAGGGAGUUGAAGUUAUAG
Alternaria conjuncta is the source of this 2478-nucleotide messenger RNA. RefSeq lists its product as uncharacterized. The record is from RefSeq and is a predicted model, not a curated record. Gene Ontology annotation, molecular function: beta-glucosidase activity. The coding region runs from base 1 to 2478 and encodes 825 amino acids. The transcript has 3 exons. Gene Ontology annotation, biological process: glucan catabolic process. Lineage: Eukaryota; Fungi; Ascomycota; Dothideomycetes; Pleosporales; Pleosporaceae.